Molecule: messenger RNA, 573 nt
Organism: Cercopithifilaria johnstoni
Lineage: Eukaryota; Metazoa; Nematoda; Chromadorea; Rhabditida; Onchocercidae
Source: the annotation of a GenBank genome assembly
AUGUCGCCGCCACAUUAUGUUGCAAUAUGGCAACCAAAUGUGUAUAUUUUGUUAUUAAUUGCUGCAGGUAUAUCUUAUGCUGCUAAUUCGAAGCGGAAUGAUUUAUCGGUUGAAAUUGAACGACAUUUUCCAUGUCCAUCAAAUAUAGGUCCAAAGAAGGAGAAUUUACGAAUAAAAUUUCCAAGUUAUAAAUCAGGUGGUGUGAAAUUUAUACCUGAAAAGAACUCAUCUGGUCGUAAAUGUUUCGCAAUGAGUGGUGGAGAAGUUGAGGUUUAUCCACCAGGUCUUAGUGGUACCUCUAAAUUUCAUAUAUAUUUGGAGACGAAAAUUGGCAUCAACGGUCGACCAGAACGAUGCGUGAACGCGGAUCCAGAUGGUUGCGGUGGUAUAGGCUCAUGUGUUUAUUGUGAUAUUUGCAAAAGUAUCGGUGGUCCAUUAAAAGAUUUGGUGCAAAUUCUUGAAAAAGAUAUGGCAAGAUGUAAUGGAAAUGAUAUGGCACCUGGUAAAUAUAAAAAUAUAUCAUUGCGCAUAUGUUUACCAAGUAAAGAGCAAUUACUUCUAUUUCUAGAUGAG